AUGGCUGACCAGUUGACUGAAGAACAAAUUGCCGAGUUCAAGGAAGCUUUCUCUCUUUUCGACAAGGACGGCGAUGGUGCCAUCACCUCCAAGGAACUCGGUACUGUCAUGCGAUCGCUUAACUUGAAUCCCACCGAAGCUGAACUGCAGGAUAUGGUCAACGAAGUCGACAGUGACGGUAACGGCACCAUUGACUUUAGCGAAUUUUUGACCAUGUUGGCAAGAAAAAUGAAGGAUACCGAUUCUCAGGAGGAGAUCCAAGAAGCUUUCAAAGUGUUUGAUAAGGAUGGUAACGGUUACAUUUCGGCCGCUGAAUUGCGCCACGUUAUGACCUCCCUUGGUGAGAAACUGUCGGAGGAAGAAGUCGAUGAGAUGAUCCGCGAAGCAGACGUUGAUGGCGAUGGUCAGAUCAACUAUGAAGAAUUCGUCAAGAUGAUGAUGUCCAAAUAA
Molecule: messenger RNA, 450 nt
Organism: Radiomyces spectabilis
Lineage: Eukaryota; Fungi; Mucoromycota; Mucoromycetes; Mucorales; Radiomycetaceae
Product: calmodulin
Exons: 6
Coding region: 1-450 (149 amino acids)
Cellular component (GO): myosin II complex
Molecular function (GO): calcium ion binding
Source: RefSeq, a predicted model, not a curated record